Anoplopoma fimbria (sablefish) is the source of this 5861-nucleotide messenger RNA. RefSeq names its product protein inhibitor of activated STAT, 2 (gene pias2). Gene Ontology annotation, biological process: regulation of transcription by RNA polymerase II; protein sumoylation. The record is from RefSeq and is a predicted model, not a curated record. Gene Ontology annotation, molecular function: zinc ion binding; transcription coregulator activity; SUMO ligase activity. NCBI's taxonomy places the organism in Eukaryota, Metazoa, Chordata, Actinopteri, Perciformes, Anoplopomatidae.
UUGCCUGAGGGAAUUACCCACAAAUCAUAGCAAUAUGACGUUAAACACGGGGUUGCGAGUGGAAGCCGGAGAGUACUCCAUACAGAGGGGUUCCGGUACCGGCUGGACCCUCCACUUCACAGCUGUGGCGUCACCUGGAAGUAGUCACACUGGGCGGGAUGACCGGAACAACAAGAUGGCGGAGAGUGAAGAGUUUCGGGAGUCAGUACUGUAACGCAGACUUUAGCCCGUUGACUGGUGAAACAGCCGUGUGGCACAACACCAUAGCCAGCAUGAAUCUCCAGCAGCCAGCACCUCUCAUCCCCCCCGUCCACCCGGAUGUGCAAAUGAAGCCGUUGCCCUUCUAUGACGUGCUGGACGUCCUGAUCAAGCCUUCAAGUUUAGGAGCGAGUCCUGCACAGAGGUACCACCAAGAAAAAUAUUUCAUCUUUGCCUUGACACCACAGCAAGUUCGGGAAGUGUGCAUAUCCAGGGACUUUUUACCUGGUGGCAGAAGGGACUACAUGGUUCAGAUUCAACUGAGGUUUUGCUUGUCAGAGACAAGUUGCCCUCAAGAGGACAACUACCCAAACAGUCUUUGUAUAAAGGUUAACGGGAAACUUUUUCCUUUGCCAGGUUACGCACCACCACCAAAAAACGGCGUGGAACAGAAGAGACCAGGAAGACCUCUGAACAUUACCUCCCUUGUCCGACUCUCCUCUGCGGUUCCCAAUCAGAUUUCAGUGACAUGGGCACCUGAAAUUGGCAAAACCUAUUCCAUGUCUGUGUACCUGGUGAGGCAGCUGACAUCUCCACUGCUCCUGCAGAGGCUGAGGAUGAAGGGCAUCAGAAACCCGGACCACUCCAGAGCACUAAUUAAAGAGAAGCUGACAGCGGAUCCAGACAGCGAGGUCGCUACAACAAGCCUACGAGUCUCACUCAUGUGCCCGCUAGGUAAGAUGCGUCUGACGGUGCCGUGCCGGGCGGUGACCUGCUCCCAUCUGCAGUGUUUCGACGCCGCCCUCUACCUGCAGAUGAACGAGAAGAAGCCCACCUGGAUCUGUCCCGUGUGCGACAAGAAGGCAGCGUACGAAAGUCUCAUCAUCGAUGGUUUGUUUUUGGAGAUCCUAAACGACUGCUCCGAUGUGGAUGAAAUCAAGUUCCAGGAGGACGGAACCUGGUGUCCCAUGAGACCAAAGAAAGAGGCCGUCAAAGUCCCCUCUCAGUCGGUUACAAAAAUUGAGACCUCGGCUCCUUUACGACAGUCGUCAGCGGUGUCUCAUACUACUGAGCCCACCAGCGCCAAGAAGGCUGAUGUGAUCGACCUGACCCUGGAGAGCUCCUCGUCCUCCUCCGACGAAGAGGACUCGGACCCUCCGCUGAAGAAACGCUGCGUUUACAUUUGCAAGAAUGAGGAUAUGCACGCGAAGGGAGUGCUGACCUACCAGCCCACUGUGCGCGUGCCGAAUGUCCAGGCCCUGGACACGUCGUAUCUGACCUCCACCCUCGCAGACUAUGCAGUUCCCUUCCACCCGUCCACCCUGGCCAGCAUCCCAACAGAAAUGCAGAGUCUGGAUUUGUUUUCCUUAAUUCAAGCAGAUCCUCAGCAUUACCGGCCACAGAUGUUCCUGGACAACCUGACGAGCAGCAUGCAAAGUGCGGCUGCGGCCAGCACCAGCUCGGCCCUGGUCUCCUCUUCCAGCAGCCACUACGACACCAGCGCCCACUCUGCCAGCUCCAUCCACGAGACCCGGGUCAUCACGGGGGGUGGGGGCGCCGGAGGGGGGACGGACAGCAGCAUAUCAGAUAUCAUUUCACUAGACUGAGCCACGUCUCACUGGACCUCUACAGGCCUGUUUUCUGUGGCCUUUUUAGUGCGGACUACGUGUACAUGCCAUGUUGAUUGUUUUUUACCUAGAAGCACUCAAAUUGGUAUAAAUGAGCAGUUUGAUGGCCUGAACAUUUUCUGUAUCUGUAUCCAGGUAUGUUUUCUUUUACCUUCAACAUUUGGGAAAUAUUGCUGUCAUACGUACAGUAUUUUUAUCACAUUAGAUCAAAACAAUGAUUGAGUUUGUCUUCUUUUAGUCAAAUAUUCUGUGGUGAUAUUGCGUUGGUUAGAUCAAUAUUUCCUGAUGUUUUAACCUUAGUAUAAUCAAGUAUUUCCCCACUGUUAUAGCAUUGGUUUAGUUCAAUAUUCCCUGGUGAUUUCGCCUCCAUUUAGUCACUUAUUUCCCAGUGUUUUAGCCUUGUUUUAGUGCAAUAUUUCCUCAGUGGUAUUUUAGCCUUUGUUUGGUCCUAUAUUUACUGGUAUUUAAGCCUUGGUUUGGACCAAUAAAACCAGGUAUUUUAGCUCUGGUUUAGUCCAGCAUACCCUUUUAUUACUGUCCAAUAUUCCCUGUUAUUUAAGCUUUGGAUGAGUCCUAAUUCACUGGUAUUUUAGCCUUGGCUGAGUCAACGAUUGCUUGGUAUUUUAGCCUUGGUUUAGUCCAAUAUUCGUUGAUAUUUUAGCUUUGAUUCAUUCCUAGAAUCCUUGGUAUUUUAGCCCUGGUUAGUCUAUCCUUUUCAGGUUACUGGGAGUCAUUUGUUUCAGGGUUCGUUUAAAAAAUAUUGACUGAAGAACUCAAAUCAGUAGUUUCUUUGUAUUUCCCCGUACACCAUCAUUAUGACCUAAACAGCUAAUCUUUUGGCCAUCCAUAUAUAGGUAUAGAAAUAUUUUUACAACCCUUUCUCCCUAGCAGAAAGAUAAAUGUCUGUAUACUUUCUUUUCCCAGUUGCUCCAGUGUUGGAAAUAUUUAGGACAUUGAACUCAUCAUUUAUACCAAUUUGUUUACUUGCACAUACAUGUAAAUCUGACUUCAGCCUUUUCUUGCCUGGUUGACCUGAGCGGUGUGUGCCUCUUUGGUACCGAACAAAUUCAGGACGGAUGGAGGGAGAGCUCGGACUCAGUGCUCUCAGCAGGACCUCGUUUCACACAACAUCCAUUGAAGUGAAAGAAUGGUUAGAAGUAGGAGGCCCCUCAGUGAAAAAGACUUGUGGACUGAUAGACAUACUGUUGACUGUGAAGAUGGAAGGCAGGUCAGUAAUUCAAACGUUUCCAUUGGUUCUAACAGUUGUCAGUCAACACUUCAACGAGGUUUAUCACGGGGCAGCUUUCACGUCACACCAACGUAAAAUGUUCCUUUGUAAUUUAGUCAGAGCAAUAAUAAUUUAACUAGUGUUAGGUUAAAUCAAGUUGUAAAUGUAGUUCAGAAACUCCACACCACUCUGCCUCCUGAAUCAACUCCCUCUCCUUCAUAUACGGCCCAUUUAUUGGCUCAUGUGAGUCGCAAACGUGGUUUAUGUUUUGUGUCAAAUCUUCAGCAAGCUCCUUUGCUUUCUUUCAGAGAUUGAGAUGUUCGGAUGGAUGUUGUGUAAGUACAGACCUUGAUUCAGGACGUGGUUAGCCUAGCUUAGCAUUACUGUAAGCGGAGGUGGGAACAGCUAUUUCAUCUUCUCAUCUCGUGCUCGGAAAGGUCAACAAGCGCAAUUCAAAGUGUAGAACUGUACUUUUUUAUUCAUGUUUUUUAAAUUUUUCCCACAAAUGUGUGCAUCAGCUUUGACUAGCAUGAGACGGCUCAGUUGGUUUUAAAAUAAUGUGAAAUGAAAGAGUUUGUUUGCCUCAAAGUUGGUGUAAAAAAUCAGAAAAGUUCAUGUUGCCAAGGGUCUGAUUUUUAGCUUCCAUUUAAAAAGAAAAAGAAAAAAAGUCCACUCUGUAAUUCUUCUAAACUCUGGCUCCGUGUCAACAUCCAGCGUAAGCCCGCUUUCUGACAGUUGACAACAAGCAGUAAGAUAAAGUAUGACAAACGGGCAGCUACUGUAUCACGUCUACAUUAUCUGGAUUGCUUGCUGUGCACGUGGACUCCCGGCCAUCAGGAGCUCAAUCUCAGGGACCUAAACUCCACUUGUCUGGGCUUGACGGACUGAGCUAUUUAAAAAAUAAUGACGCAUAUGAAAAACGCCGUUGGUAUCUGUAACUGAAAUACAGAUGAUGAUGCGAAAGUUAGGCCGAUGUAUAACAUUUUAAGGUCGGUGUAACUGUUUAUUCAAACAUGCUAAUGAUUGCUGGCAGACUCAAGUGUACAUGUUAAAGGAAUACUUCACCCACAAAAUGUUCAUUUUUAUAUCACUUCCUCACCCCAUGUUACCUUGAGUUCUUGAAGAAAACGACUCCCAUGCCUCCACGCAGCAUGGGAGUCAAAAACUGAGAAAAAUCUUGAUAAAUUUAAGUGAAUAGGGGCAGCGUUCAACAACAGCAAAACUAUAUCAAAACAUCUGUUUACAAACUUUAGUGUUUUAAACAGUUUUUAUGGAUGCCGUUUGAAUGCAAGUGGCAAAGAGGAAUUAUGUUUGCCCAUUUUGCUUGUAAAGUGACCUCAAUCGAGAUACAGUUAUGAGUUCAUGCUUAAGCCUGACUCAGUUCUUGUGGGACUGAGGCGGUUAGUUUGUAGAAACUGAAUAGCUGUACAUUGGAUUGGAAACGUCGUACAGCAGUUCAUACACACUAAAGGGUCCUGACUGUAAUGAUGCUGAUCCUGAUCAGGUUUUAGCGUUUGUGAGAGUAGUGACCAUACGACUGGAUAAGUGAGACUUUGAUCAUGCUACAUGAGUUGUGUGAGUUUGUAAACGGAUGUUUCGAAAAAGGUUUUAAAAAGCAGCCUGCAUUUACUUCCAUCCAUUAAAGCUUUUCUCAUUUAUUUGAUUCUUCAAUGGGGAGGCAUGAGAGAAAAACUGUUUUCUUCAAGAAUUUAACACAGGGUGAGUCAUUUUGGGGCUGAAGUAUUCAGGCAGCAAAUUUGAAAUAUCGGGCUAUAUAAAUAGAAUUGAAUUUAUAACGGCCAGUUCACCCAAAUUCCAUAAAAAACUCACCUCGCUUAGCUCUAGUGAAGUCCAGUUACGCGGAUGGUUUCGGUUUAUGUGAACAGGAUUUUUAGAUAUCCGUCUUUUUGAGAUUUCAGUCACCUCAGAAUUAAGUUUUUUUUAAAUAACGUUUAAAAAAUGUAACACCUGUUAUUUUAUUUUCCAGAAUCAGUAUCCCUGUUACACAACAUAAUUCACAGCCUGGAGUCUUGAUUUGAAACUACAAUCAAAACUAUCAGGAAAACUGUUGCUGACUAACAUUCUACUUUAUUGAAUUGGAGGCUGGAAUCGAGAGACAAAUAAAACCCAAACUAUUUACUGUUUUGCUAUGUAGAUGUAGCACUGGUGGAAGUUGAAGAAAUAUGUUUUUGUAAGUUUUGAUGAACAAAUUCUUAGUAAGUAAAGCAUUAGUAUAAAAAAAAAAGGGUAAAAGUUCAACAUCAUCAAAUUGUUUCCCAUCUUUUCAGCAUCUUUACUCACACAGAAAAAAACAUCAGUGGUUUUUUUUGCAUUCAGGUAACUGUUUUGUGAAAUUACUAAUUAGACAUAUUGUUACUGUCUCUAUUCACCUGUGGGAAGAUGUUGGUAAUUUGAAUUGUUUUGUACUCAUGUAAACAUAAUCCAGAUCCCGUGGACGUUUCUCUUUUGACAGACUCAGAGAAAACUGCUCAUUGUUGUUGCUUCAGAUUCACAAGGUUUAUUACUGGAUGGUUUAAUACAAAAUUGUCCAUUGUUUUCCUGUACCUGUAAACUUGCAACCUUUUGAAUUGUGGUACCAUGUGUGGGUGUUAUUUUUUUAUUAUUAAAAGGUUCCUUUUUUAUUCAGAUAGAAUCGGUCACUCUUGGAAAGACCGAAUAGUUAAAAAAUAUGAACCAUUCAUCAAGCAUUGUUCUUACUUUCAGUGAAGUUUAGAUAAAACACAGCUUUUAUGUGAUGACCUGAUUAAUUACAUGUGUAGCCAACCCGACACAUGGAAUAAUCCUCA